Mobula hypostoma (lesser devil ray) is the source of this 5426-nucleotide messenger RNA. RefSeq names its product synaptogyrin-1-like. The record is from RefSeq and is a predicted model, not a curated record. The transcript is spliced from 4 exons. Bases 55 to 759 code for a protein of 234 amino acids. Gene Ontology annotation, cellular component: synaptic vesicle membrane; neuromuscular junction. Lineage: Eukaryota; Metazoa; Chordata; Chondrichthyes; Myliobatiformes; Myliobatidae.
GCCGGGCGCGUUCCCGUCGCUCCAGCGCUGGGAGAAGGCAGAGGCUGGAGAAAGAUGGAGACCGGAGCAGCCUAUGGAGCUGGCAAGGCUGGGGGCGCCUUUGACCCCGUCACAUUCCUCAGGCAGCCUCAGACCAUACUCCGGGCUGUCAGCUGGCUUUUCUCGAUUGUUGUAUUUGGAUCGAUCGUCAACGAGGGCUACGUGAACCGACCGAGCGAGAUCGAGGAGCACUGUGUCUUCAAUCGCAAUGCCAACGCUUGUAACUAUGGCAUUACCAUCGGGGUGCUGGCCUUCCUCGGGUGCCUGGCUUUCCUCGCCCUCGACGCCUACUUCCCGCAGAUCAGCAGCGUCAAGGACCGGAAGAAGGUGGUCUUGGGGGAUAUCGGAUUUUCAGGCUGCUGGUCCUUCCUGUGGUUUGUGAGCUUCUGCUUCCUCACCAACCAGUGGCAGGCCACGAACCUCGCUGAAGACAACCCGCUGAAGGAGGGGGCAGACGCUGCUCGUGCCGCCAUCACCUUCUCCUUCUUCUCAAUCUUCACCUGGGCUGGCCAGGCAUUCCUGGGGUACCAGCGGUACCGUCUCGGGGCCGACUCCGCCCUCUUCUCCCAGGACUACACCGAUCCGAGCCAGGAUGCCUCCGUCCCUUACGCACCGUACGUCUCCGGCGACGAGAUGGAGCCGCCUGGGUCCUACCAGCAGCCGCUGCCGACGGCCCCCUACAGCACCAGCUCAGACGGAUACCAGUCGCAGGGCUACUGAAGCGCGUCCGCGAUGAGGGCGGAGUACAUGAGGCCCUCGCACGGGGUGGGGGCAGAUACACAUUUUACUGGGCAACUCUUGACGAAAGCAGGAGGACGCUCCAACACGUGUGAGCCAUCAGUGUGUCUGAAGUAGUUAGGACAGGCUGUAAUCUCCUUGUGUUUGAGUCGCACUUUUUAAAUCUCUGACGUCCGGAGGGUGGACAGUUUCCGGUUUCCUGGCAGAACCUCGGGUCAGGUGGUGGGCAAUGUAUAUUAAAUGAACAAAAUAUAUAUUUAUUUAUUCUUGUUUUGUGGCUGCUGUUAGAGUAAUCCCCCUCUAAAGUUCACCUUACUUUCUGUUGGGAUUGGGUGUGUGUGUUUGUGGGGAGGGAAUUCUGAAUCACUGAUGCCCGAUGAGGGGCGGGCGGGGGGAGGCUACAGAAUGCUUGGGGGUUUCCCAGAGGUACCUGAGGCAAGUUGGGUUAUUACUGCUCCUUAAGGACACAUGCAAUCGUUUGGGUGGGGGCAAGGGUUGGGGGAGAAAGCAGAGUCCCUCUCAGAGGGCUUCUGCCCCCACUGCCGAUAGACCCUAACCCCCUCCAAGCUGAGGACUUCGGCUGGGAUGGGAACAAGGAGUCGGCUAUGUGGGUAACAACUGGAACCGGCCUUUGGGUUUUGGGCCUGAGGCAGUGUCCACGCUCCCUUGGUUCGCUCAGCACAGCCCCUCAUUGCGAGAAGUGGUACUGACAGGGAGGAGGUUAUGGGGUCUGAGGCAAGGGACCGAGUGGACCCCCUCCAUUGAUAGGGAGGUACUGACGGGAGAUGCUCAGUACUGCAGCACAGCUGGGAGGCUCUAUUAAAGGAUGUAUUGUAGGUGACAGGGUCCGGGGAACCCGUUACUCAGGUGGGCUGGAACAGUCUGGUACAAGUCUGGGAUGGUGGUCCUUUGCAUGGGAGUUGAGAGUUACCUUCUGCAAUGGGCUGGAGGUCCCUGGAUGGUAUUCUCUAAUCCUUCCUCCCGGGGAUUUGAGAGCGAAAGGUUGAGAACUCUUCCCCCAGGGCCAACUGGAACUGUUGGCAGUCGGUGCUGAUGUGCAAUGUGGGAUGGUGUGGCUGCGGGUUCUCCUGCCUCGCUCAGUGACACCCGUUGCGUCGAAUAGCAGGGUCUUCAGUCCUUUGUCCUGUCCCCUCAAUCUGUUAGACCGUAGACGACGUUAACCUUGGCUCCAUUCAGUUCCCCCGAUUUGUUUAGCCAGUGAAACUCUAUCACCGUUUUGAAAUACUCAGUGAGCCUGAGGAAAGCUCGUGGGAGGAGUGGAAAUGAUAUCCGAUUCCUUCCCCACUCUGUGUGAAGGCUACACACCCCACAUCAUCCUGAGCGGCCUGGCACUCAGUUUAACCUUGUCCCCUUUUAUUCUGGCCCGGCCCAACACCGGAGGAUAUAGUUCUGUCUGUUUACCGUACUGCACCAUGUAAUCAGUAUAAACACCUCAGCCAGACAAUUGGUGGGGAAAACCAGUCUCUGAGAUCACCUCUUCCAUGUUGAUCCCAUCGUGUGCUCUGACCAUUUGUGUGUUGGAGCAGGGACAAGGUUUGGAGCCAGGUUUUCGGGCAGGGCUGGCUUGCUGAUCGACCCAGGCGGUAGACUGAUUCAGAACCACUGAUUGGCAAGCGUCGACCUAGAGCAGUCAGCACGAAAUGGUCCUGUGCAGCCAAGAGGCCCAUGGAUCAAAGCUCUUACACCCGUUAUCAGCUGGAGAGCAAGAUCCCAGGAUCCUAUUUACCGCCAUCCUCUUGAGGGAUGGGAGGGAGAAUUAUAUACAACGAACCAAUUAGUCUUCGUGGUGCAAGGGAGAAGAUCAAUAGCAUUGGUUGUAGUAGGCCGAGGGUUGGUUAGCUGGAUCUCCACAGCACACUAAGCCUGCACUGUUAAACAAAACGCAGAAGAUUGGGGCUUGAUGGCAAGGUCCGAAAAAGGGGGGGCUGCCUGUCUAAAUAUUACUGUCUUAUCAAACCUCGUUCUACAGAUUGCCUAGUAUUCUGUGUAUAGACUGGGAACAGUUGCAACUUUAAACAGAUCCUUAAAAGUGUAUAAAUCUGUAUUUCAUAUAGUAUUUUACUGUUGUAUUUAAAAAAAAUACAUUUUUUUGUGUUACUAUGUAUACGGGCUAGGCCCAGGCCUUCUGAGGUGAUAGGGGUGGGUGAAGGCAUCAGAAUCAUCUGUAUGCAGGGGUUCCCAACCUUUUUUUAUGCCAUGGACCAAUGCCAUUAAGCAAGGGGUCCAUGGACUCCAGGUUGGAACCCCCUGCCUGUAUGUAAAAGGUAACUUAUUGAAAACCAUGUUGUCUGAUGUUUUGUCCACAGGGGCAGAUCAGGAGCAUCAGAGCUUGAGGUGGGACUAAUGACCAUUUCCCAGGUUGAUUGGGGGGAGGUGGGGUAACACACUUGGAGGCUGUGUGUGUCAAGAGUGUUCGCUAUCACUGGCCAGUGGGGAGUGUUGAGGCAGGUCCUGGAAGUGUGGAGAUGGACGACCAUGAAACUCUUCCCCCAAGGAGGACAAAAGGCACACCUGCUAUGUAUGUUCAGAGCCUCGUCUCUCCCGAUCAUUUCCACUUAAGCUAUGAUAGAGAACUGGAGUGAUCCUCUAGCAGUGAUCUGGGUACUUAUCACUCUCAUCUCCUAGGCAGAAGGUUGUGGGUUUCAGCACCUCCCUAGAAAGAGCACUAUAGUACCAGGGUACCACCUCUAAACCAGCACCCACUCUCCCAAAUUCAGGUACAGAGAAAAGAUCGUAUGGACAUUACCCUGAACGGGAUUCUAUUCAAACAUUUCUCGCUCCAAACCACUAAAACUGAUUGGCCAUUACCAUGCUUCCACCUGUGCACUGAUUGGCUGCUAUCCCUCCAAUGACCAAACUUUGAUUUGUUUGUAAAGAGCUUGCGGGGCAUUCCAAAAGGGACGUGGAAGGUGCUAUGCAUUUAUAAACACAGAUCCUGCAGGUGCAGGAAGUCUUGAAGGAACACGCACCAAAUACUGGAGGAGCUCAGUAAGUCAGGGAGCAUCUAUGCAGGGGAAUAAACAGUCGAUGUUUCUGGUUGAGACCCUUCAUCAGGACUGGAUGAAGCGUCUGACUCAAGUGUCGACUCUUUAUUCCUCUCCAUAGAUGCUGCCCGACCUGCUGUGUUCCUCCGGUGUUUUGUGUGUGUUGCUCUGGAACAAGUUGAUGCAACAGGCUGGGGGAUUGCCCUUGCCAGCAGUUACCUCGGCCAAUGGGGGGGGGUGGGGGGUUAUGAGACUUACGAAAGGCAAGGGUGGUGGGUGGGAGAUGUGGAACAGCAGUGGGAUCUAUCCGAGUGUGUGUGAUUUGCCUGCGAGGUGCGAAUCUUCCCAUUACCUCAAACACCCAUAUCACCCCGGCCAAUACCCGGUGCACAGAUUGGAACAGUUUCCUUGUGAUGCCAGACUCGCCCGCCAUCAGAGAGAGCACUGCACUAGCCACUAAAUUAUUGCCGAACAAGUGUAGCAUUCUGUGUAUAGACGUCAUGGUGUGUAUAUGGAGCCCUCGUGGCUUUAAAUAUCGUUUUCGCUGUGUGUCCCCCUCACAGCGCAGCCUGUGUUUGUGGUACAUUGAGACGAUAGCAAAUAUUUAACUGUAAAAUUGUGAUUCUCAAUAAAGAUGUUUGAGGUAGUAAACUGUUUCCUGUUCACCUUGAAUUUAAACAAAUGCAGAAAAUACCUUAACACACAGGUCAGGCAGUACCUGUGGGGAGAGAAAAAGUGAAUGUUUUGAGUCGGAACUGGCAGAGAUUAAAAGAAACAUUAAUCUACAGAGAAGUUUGGGGCGUAUUGGCAGGACUGGGUAGGGGCAGACUAGUUUAAAUAGACUACUGAGAGCAGUUAGCAGGUGAUUUAUGCUUCUGUGUUCUGUUAGCAAGUGGGUUGUGGGACAUCUCCCAUCAGGCCGCAUCAACGAAGAAAGACCGGGCCAGAUUGAUAACUUGCAGUAUCCAUUCUGAUACAGACCGGAGAAGUGAGUUGCCGAAAGUUGGCAACUUCGUUAAGUGGUCCUGCAGGCUGUGAAAGUGUCCAGGUAGAAGAUACGUUGUUCUUCAAUGUAGGAACUGCCACCUCUCCAAUUCUCCCUGGUAAAAGUGGUAGGUAAUUCCUGAGGGGAAGUUCUGGCUACCAAUGAUUUGGGGAGUUGCAAGAGGCCAGAACUUGGAGAACACAGGCAGCACUGGUUUGUCUGACCUAAUGUUCAAAGAGACGGGAGGCAGACCAGAAAAAAAGGGAAACCAUUAAGUUUGAAGGUAACAUGGGCAGUGAUAAGGAUUUCAACACCAAAGAGCAGAGGCAAGGGAGAGGUGGGAAUAGCCAGGCUGUUCUCAUUCAGUCACUGAACACGUUCGUGCUCUGGUCAGUUAGUGCACCCAGCCCAUGCUCUUUUCUCACUGCUGUCAUCAGGAAGGAGGUAAAGAAGACUCAGGACUCACCCCCACCAGGAUCAGGAACAGUUAUUACCAUCAGGCUCUUGAAUCACUCGCUCCAUCACUGAAGGACUCUUCAUCUCACCUGGAUAUUUUUUUAUUAUUGUAUGUUUUCUUUUUGUCUUUGCAGUUUGUUGUCUUUUACACCCUUGUUGCCCACACUGUCUGUGCAGCCUCUCAUUUAUUCUAUUAUGGUUAU